AAUUUAUCAAAAACGGGCCAAAAAAAAAAAGGUCGUCUCGUGUCCUGUGACCAGACUCACCAGAGAGAAUCAGAAGAGAUUCAUAGUGACGAAUUCUAAUUAAAGUAAUCAGCUCUGUUUCCGAGGUUACAGUAGAGAGAGAGACGAUGCAUCUGAUUAAUGCGGUGGCGGCGGCGAGGAUGUUAUCCGGACUCGGACAAUCCAACAGUAACGGAGGUGAAGCGAUCCCGUUUGGAUCGUUUGAGUGGAUCACUUACGCCGGAAUCUCUUGUUUCCUCGUUCUCUUCGCCGGGAUUAUGUCUGGUUUAACUCUUGGCCUUAUGUCUCUUGGUCUUGUUGAGCUCGAGAUUCUUCAGCGGAGUGGUACACCUAAUGAGAAGAAACAAGCCGCUGCGAUUUUUCCGGUUGUUCAGAAACAGCAUCAGCUUUUAGUGACACUGCUUCUCUGUAAUGCUAUGGCUAUGGAGGGCUUACCUAUAUAUUUGGAUAAGUUAUUCAAUGAAUACGUUGCGAUUGUUCUUUCUGUCACAUUUGUUCUUGCUUUUGGUGAGGUUAUUCCUCAAGCGAUAUGCACAAGGUAUGGACUCGCGGUUGGAGCAAAUUUUGUAUGGCUUGUCCGCAUUUUAAUGAUUCUCUGCUACCCUAUUGCUUUUCCCAUUGGAAAGAUUUUAGAUUUGGUGCUGGGACACAAUGACGCUUUAUUUAGGCGGGCUCAGUUGAAAGCUCUUGUAUCCAUUCAUAGCCAAGAGGCUGGAAAGGGAGGUGAACUUACGCAUGAUGAGACCACUAUCAUUAGUGGAGCUCUGGAUUUGACUGAAAAGACUGCACAAGAAGCUAUGACACCAAUUGAAUCGACCUUCUCCUUGGAUGUAAAUUCAAAGUUGGAUUGGGAAGCUAUGGGUAAGAUUCUGGCACGAGGCCAUAGCCGUGUUCCUGUCUACUCUGGUAAUCCAAAAAAUGUUAUCGGACUUCUUUUGGUGAAGAGUCUACUUACAGUUCGCCCUGAAACAGAGACCCUUGUCAGUGCAGUUUGUAUACGUCGAAUUCCAAGGGUUCCAGCUGACAUGCCUUUGUAUGAUAUACUGAAUGAGUUUCAAAAGGGAAGUAGUCACAUGGCUGCAGUUGUGAAGGUUAAGGGAAAAAGCAAAGUUCCUCCUUCAACUUUGCUUGAAGAGAAUACUGAUGAAAACAAUGACUCCGAUUUGACUGCACCACUGUUACUAAAACGAGAAGGAAACCACGACAAUGUCAUCGUCACAAUCGACAAGGCUAAUGGACAAUCGUUCUUUCAAAACAAUGAGAGCGGACAACAUGGGUUCUCACAUACUUCAGACGCUAUAGAAGAUGGUGAGGUAAUCGGUAUCAUCACUUUAGAAGAUGUGUUUGAAGAGCUUCUGCAAGAAGAGAUAGUGGAUGAAACAGAUGAAUAUGUUGACGUACAUAAAAGGAUUCGAGUAGCAGCAGCUGCGGCUGCCUCGUCAAUAGCGAGAGCUCCUUCAAGCCGGAAAUUGCUGGCACAAAAGGGAACUGGAGGACAAAAUAAGCAAGCGCAGCCGACAAAAGGUUCAGGUCAGGAACAAGAUAAACUGCUUGGAACUAUUGCCGAGCCUAUUCGGAGAAACAACUGAUGUUGUGCCCCUUGCUUGAGGAGCCAAAAGCUCUGUUGCGGUAUCAGAAAUGGAACAUAGAAUAAACUAAAAGAUCCCAAAUAUUCUGUUCCAUUGGUAAUAUUCAUCAUAUUUAUUUAUACAUAAAAAAAAAAAAAAGUCAGCUGAAGCAAUGGUUCGUCCCAAUUUUUGAAAAUGUUUUUUUUUUCUUUUUUUCUUUUUAUAUAUAUAAUAUGUAUUCUACAAAAUACGUAAAAUUUGUACAUCGACUACUCCCAAACUUAUAAUUCUUUUUAUUAUUAUUUUGUUGUUCACUCUA
Capsella rubella is the source of this 1926-nucleotide messenger RNA. RefSeq names its product DUF21 domain-containing protein At4g14240. NCBI's taxonomy places the organism in Eukaryota, Viridiplantae, Streptophyta, Magnoliopsida, Brassicales, Brassicaceae. Gene Ontology annotation, biological process: magnesium ion homeostasis. The coding region runs from base 147 to 1628 and encodes 493 amino acids. The record is from RefSeq and is a predicted model, not a curated record. Gene Ontology annotation, cellular component: intracellular membrane-bounded organelle. The transcript is spliced from 12 exons.